AUGCUUGGCCCAGCCGAGAACGGACUUUUGCGCCUUGUCGAUGAAUUACUCCUCAACAUUAUCGAUCACAUCGACAACCAGGACGCUCUUUGUAGCCUUUCCGCGACAUGCACGCGGUUCCAAGGUCUCGUUGAACCCUACAUCUGGCGUAAAUUAGAAGUUUUGACAGGGGAUCAUGCACGCAACAUUGCCACAGCACUUGACAAAAGGGAUGACCGGACGGACUAUAUCCAAGAUCUGGCUAUUCGAUACAACGAUACAUACCGCGAUGGCGUAGAGGAAUUAAACCACUUUUUGAGCCUGAUGAGUAAACUGCGCCAUCUGCACAUUGAGAGUCCUUGCCCGAACAACGUGGAAUGGCAACACGGCGGUAUCUACUUUGAUGGGUACUCAAGGAUUGAUUAUACAAACUUGCUUGCAGCGUCAGUGUAUCUGCGUUCCGGAAUGCCGAUGACACUGCCGAUGCUACAGUCAUUGACCCUACACGCACACGGUUCGGGAGACAACAAAUACAAACUAGGCCGUGCCGUUGCUAUGUUCAAACAUCCAAGCUUACAGAACAUCACAUUGUCGUGUUUGGACUUUGACGGAGAACUUGGAAUAUCCGCAUCGGAAACUAAGACGACGCCUCUCCGGUCUCUAACGCUUAUCGAAUGUAACGUCAACGUAAAGUUCCUUGAUGAAGUCUUGAGCCUACCCAAAGCUCUCAAGGAGCUGUCAAUUGGAGAGCGACUCCACGUGUUUCAGGAAUGCCAACCAUCUAUGGACCCCGAACGCCGCACCUCUUCCCGUCAAUUUCUCCUUGCACUGCAGAAACAAGCGCGCUCGCUGCAGCGCCUGACACACUGCGGUGGCCAUGUCGGCCAUCUGACACCGCGCGACACCGACCCUGAAGGUGCCGAAAAACUACGCUCUCUCGUUGAUCUAGAGUACCUCGAAUUGGGUUUUGAGUCACAUCUGUACUACUACCUACGGCAAAGCGGCUUUCCACCAGCCCUUAGAUCUCUCAAGAUGCUCGACUCUGCCAUUUCAAUCAACUCGGGUCACGAUCUGCGCUCGUUAUCCGACAUCGCCUUCCGCUCUCUUACAUCACUUGUAGAUACCUGUCUUCCAGGAACACUGGCAGAAGACUUCACACUGCACCUCAAGUUCUCGGACCACUCGUUCUUCCGCCUCUUCGAGAUUGUCGACGCAACAGAACAAGCUCACCUCCUGAGCGCACUCUUCUUCGACCGUGCAGCGACCUACAAGAUUGCUUCGAUGCUCAAAUCCUACAGUACCAACUCCCACUUCCUUGUUUCGCGAGAGACGUUUCCAUCGGGAAAGUCUUUUAUCCCGCCAUACAUGCACGGUGAAGAGCUUCCUGUCGAAGAGCUAAUGUACACUAGCGACGACUUCUGGCGCUUCAACGGCAUCAACUACCGUAUCAUGGAUGACGAGAACUGGAGAGAUGAGCUCAAAAAGGGGAAGAAGCUUGCUAUCUCCAUGGGAGCCGACAUGACUGAGAUCGAUUUAUCGAAGCCAGCCGUAGCUCCCCGCUUCCUGGCGCUGCCUGGUGAGUUGCGCAAUCGCAUAUACAAAGCUAUCACCGACGAUGAAAGGCCUGAAGAGAUCCGCUUACAUGGGUCGGGCCCUUACGGGUCGUCAUUCAGCUUUGGACGCUCCCUGAAGGACCGCAACCCCAGCCGCCAGUACCUCGGCUUCGCCCAAACAAAUCGCAUGUUUCGCAGCGAGUUCAUGCCGCUUUACAUGACAGUUCGUCGACCGCUAAUUGUUAUGGAAGACGUUCCCUACUAUCUCGAGCUCUUCCCUCUCCCUGAUCCGGUUCUUACUGCUUCCAUAAUCACCGUAAUACGGGAUUUGCUUUCCGCCUUCGAGAAACAGACAUCGACUUCCAGAAUCGACGUUCUUCGCCUGCUUCGUACGGAUUGGA
Messenger RNA from Alternaria arborescens, 1933 nucleotides. RefSeq lists its product as hypothetical. Gene Ontology annotation, molecular function: protein binding. NCBI's taxonomy places the organism in Eukaryota, Fungi, Ascomycota, Dothideomycetes, Pleosporales, Pleosporaceae. The record is from RefSeq and is a predicted model, not a curated record. The annotation marks the transcript as partial. The transcript is spliced from 4 exons.